Molecule: messenger RNA, 669 nt
Organism: Ogataea philodendri
Lineage: Eukaryota; Fungi; Ascomycota; Pichiomycetes; Pichiales; Pichiaceae
Exons: 1
Coding region: 1-669 (222 amino acids)
Biological process (GO): protein depalmitoylation
Cellular component (GO): cytoplasm
Molecular function (GO): palmitoyl-(protein) hydrolase activity; carboxylic ester hydrolase activity
Source: RefSeq, a predicted model, not a curated record
AUGCUUUCCGCCUUAAGAGUUUCUUCCUCCAAGCCAACGGCCACAAUGGUCAUCAUCCACGGGCUGGGUGAUUCUGGUGAAGGAUGGAAGUUUUUGAGUGACAUCUUUCAGAGACAAGACCAAUUGAAACAUAUCAACUUUGUGUUCCCGAACGCACCUUUGAACCCCGUGUCCAUUGCCGGUGGAGCACAAAUGCCAUCGUGGUUCGAUCUGUACCCUCCUGACGAUCCGACACAUCCUGAAGACACCGUGGGCUUCUGGAAGAGUGCAGACCAGAUCAAACAGUUGAUUCAGAAGGAGAUCGACUCGGGCAUUCCUUCGAACCGCAUCAUCGUGGGCGGCUUUUCCCAAGGUGCCGCAUUGAGCCUUGCAGUUGCAGCUUCGUCAACUACCAAACUGGCCGGUGUGCUUUGUUUGUCUGGGUUCUGUCCCGUUCCAAGCUCUUUGCCGGGUAAAGUUACCGACACCAACAAGAGCACGCCAAUUUUCCAAGCGCACGGCGACGAAGACCCAAUCAUUCCCCUGGCGCAGGGCCGCCAGACGUUGGAACUGUAUCGUAAACUUGGAUUUGAAAACAUUGAUUUCAAGGAGUACGCAGGAAUGGCUCAUUCGUCGUGUCCUGAGGAAUUGCAGGAUAUCAUAGCUUUCGUGAGAAAGACUCUUCCAUAG